AUGGUUAAAUCGCGUACGAAAAAUGAUCCUAGCUAUGAAGGGAGGCUUUCUCUUGCUAUUGAUGCGCUAAAUAACGAAAAAAUCACGAAAUUACGCGACGCCGCACGCACUUUUGACGUAUCUUUAACAACACUGCGAAGGCGCCUGAAGGGCUCAGUUCCAGCGCAUAAUGCCGGUAUUACACGCAGAAAGAUGACCCCUACAGAAGAAGCUGUACUCCGGGGUUGGGUCUUCUCACUAGAGCGCCGUGGCGUUCCGCCUAGGCAGCAUAUGCUCCAUGAAAUGGCAAAUAUUUUGCUAGCUCAAAGAGAUCCUACCAAAAUACCUGAGAAGCGACAACCGGAUCUCAAGGCUAAAUUCGCACGCCGAUUAUCCUAUUCUAGAGCUCUUUGUGAAGAUCCAGUCGUUAUUGGUGGCUUUUUUGAGGAGAUUAAGCAGCUCAAAGAGGAAUAUGGGAUUGCCGAUGAAGAUAUAUACAACUUUGACGAGACAGGGUUCGCCAUGGGGAUCUCUUCUACAGCAAAAGUUAUAUGCAGCUCAGAUCGUUCAGGAAAACCUAGCCUCAUUCAGCCAGGAAAUCGUGAAUGGGUUACUGUUGUUGAGUGCGUUGGAAGCACCGGCACUGUGGUGCCUCCCCUGAUUAUAUUCAAAUCCGGCACCAACAGAGCUGAGUGGUAUACAAGCCCAAAGCUUCCCCCUGAUUGGUCAAUUACGCACUCUCCAAAUGGCUGA
This is a messenger RNA of Talaromyces stipitatus ATCC 10500, 732 nucleotides long. RefSeq lists its product as uncharacterized. Lineage: Eukaryota; Fungi; Ascomycota; Eurotiomycetes; Eurotiales; Trichocomaceae. Gene Ontology annotation, cellular component: nucleus. Gene Ontology annotation, molecular function: DNA binding. Bases 1 to 732 code for a protein of 243 amino acids. The transcript has 2 exons. The record is from RefSeq and is a predicted model, not a curated record.